Molecule: messenger RNA, 5032 nt
Organism: Mauremys reevesii (Reeves's turtle)
Lineage: Eukaryota; Metazoa; Chordata; Testudines; Geoemydidae
Gene: RNF32
Product: ring finger protein 32
Exons: 11
Coding region: 601-1800 (399 amino acids)
Molecular function (GO): protein binding
Source: RefSeq, a predicted model, not a curated record
GUCCCGCCCGCCCACUUGCGCGGCACGCACGCGUACGCCUUGGUUUCUGCCUCGCGUUGCCGUGGGGGCGGGGACGGGCUGUGAUAAAGCUUGGGCGUUGUGUUGCUAAGCAACCCGAUCCGGACCGUGGCGACAGGAGCAGUCCACCAAACAGGUACAGCACUAGUGGGGGCAUUCCCUAUGAUCUCCAACAACAUAACUCAGCUUUAACCUGAAGAGACCACCUCCAGGAAGGAAUAGUUCAUUGUCCAUGACCUUUGCAAUCGUUGACCUCAUUACUGAGCCUGUCAAAACCUCCGGGAGAUAGAGCCUGAUUCCAGGAGACUCCCGGCAAAAUUGGCAACCUAUAUCGAAACACAGAGUACAGGUCAGGAGUGGAGAAAUAUACCUGAAAGUCAUCAGCAAAAAGAGAAUUCAACUCAGUGAGCACAUGAAUUCAGCGAAGGAUAGGAACAAGAGGAGAAGGCUCAGAACAGAGACCUAGGGUACCCAAAUUGAGAAGGGGGGAAAGAGAGGACUAUGAUUGACCAACAGAUGUUGAAGUAGCUUCCAGAGAAAACUACAAGAUAUUACAAAAUAUGCUGUCAAUUGUCCCUGUCAAUGGAGCAUCAUUAUUCUGUUUUGAAGACAAGUAGUUCAUCAGUGACUUCAGUUCACAGUUCUGAAAACAACUACAAGGUGCACAAGUCAUAUUUUAUGCUAAAAGAAGGCAGUUUCUCCAAACGAGAUACUUUAGCUGUUACUGCAGUUGCUUUACAAGAUCAUAUUUUACAUAACCUUCAGCUCCAGGAUCUUUCAUUAGCAGAUCCUUUUAAGUCAAAGUUGAGGAAUAAAAAGAACAUUUACAAACCUGUGAACAGAGAGAUGGUCACAGCAGUAGUAGAUACUGGACUAAGAAAAAAGAGCAUUCUCCACACAAAAAAGGAAGAUCCAGAAAAAGAAUAUGUCCUUGAUCCUAAUCCUCCACAACUAACGUUAGCUCAGAAACUGGGCUUAGUUGAGCCUCCUUCCUUGCCACUAACAGCAGAAGAAUGGGAUAAAGUAAAGCAAAGAUCUGUAAAACAGGGAGAUUCUGUGCAACCUUGUGCAAUAUGUAGGGAAGAAUUUGCACUUCAACCACAGGUGCUGCUUUCAUGUUCCCAUGUAUUUCACAAAGCAUGCCUGAAAGCUUUUGAAAAGUUUGCAGGUAAAAAGACCUGUCCUUUGUGUAGAAAGAAGCAAUAUCAGACCAGAGUAAUACAUGAUGGGGCGCGUCUGUUUAAAAUAAAGUGUAUUACGAGAAUCCAAGCUUUCUGGAGAGGGUAUAUUGUUAGAAAAUGGUAUAAAAAAUUGAGAAAAACAGUACCUCCGCAAGAUAGCAAAUUAAGAAAAAAAUUCUUUGAAGCAAAGUUUCAGGAGAUCAGCAAUCGGUUAUUGAGUUCUUACGACACAAACAUAGAUGAGUUUUUUUCUGAAAUUGAUUCUUCUAUAGCUGCAAGUCGAAAUGUGCUUCAACAGUUGGAGGAAAAAUUUGCCCCGUUAAUAAGCGAAACAGAAUGGGAGAAAAUACAGAUGCAGGCAUUUCGGCAAGAGAUAUUUGACUGCCCUAUUUGCAUUAUGCCACUCCGUCAUAUCACUCAUCCUCCAAGUGUCUUUUCUGAGAACAGCAAUAAUCGAUAUUCACGCCAGACUGUUCUGCUCUCUUGUUCACAUAUGUUUCAUCAGACUUGUCUUCAAGCAUUUGAAGAGUUUUCCUUGGGAGAAAGACUUGUUUGUCCCUUAUGUCGCUCUUGUUAUCAAAAGAAAAUUCUUGAAUGUUGAUAUAAACAUGUAAACAGUCCAGAAUGAGCUGCAUAAUCGAAUUUCUAAUUGGUUUAAUGAUAGACAACCUCACAGGAGAUUAGAUCCUUGUCAGAUCCAGUGUGAGAAAAAACACUUCUCUAUGGAUGCUGAUGCUGAUAUUAUAGAAAUAAAAGUUAAAUGGGCAUUGUGCUACCAUUUCUCUGACUUGUUGCUUCUCCUUGCUCUCCACAUUCUUACCUGUCUUCUACUCCCUUUGCUUUCCUCAUGUUCUGUUUUCCCUCCCUGGUCUUCUUCUUCCUUUAACCUCCUCCCUCUCAGAGACAUACUACCCUCUCCCUCUCAUCCCAGGAUCCCUUUCUCUUUUCCCUCUCCGAGAACUCUUCCCUUUGACUCCUUUCUUCAUUCAGUGGAUUCCGUCUACAUACUCUCCAGUGGAGUUACUCCUGUUGAACACCAGGAAAAGACAGAUUCCCUUGAUAGCAGUGCCCAGGCAGUUGGAAAUGCCACUGAGGAGUGUGGAAGGAGAUGCAUUACUUCUUCAGCUCCUUUUAGUAGCUGAAUGCAGCUGGACUGGCUCCUCUCCUUUAAUGGCUGGAAGCCACAUUACAAGCUCUACUAUAGGCAAAAUAGCCCUACUGCAAAUGUGGCUGAGUCGUCCCCAUAAAGGAACAAAAUGGUUCAGGAACUUGACCAACUAGUAUCGUCUAGGUUUAGAAGAGACCAAAAUGCAUUUAAAACCUUUCAGUUGUGGACUGUUACUCUUGAACUUUGAGUUAAGGCCUAAAAUCCCUUGAUUGAUACCAUGCACCCAGGAGAGCCUGAAAGCUAAACUUUUGUUAAAAUGUUUCAGAUGCUUUAGGAAACUGACUCACAAUUACCGAAAAUGCUCAUAGACUGGCCAUAUUUAAAUUAGAAUUGUUUUGUGUCAAAGAUUACCGAAAACUACUAUUGAUAGCCUGUGUGUUUUUCCAUUAACUAAAAACUAAAAUUAGGAUACAGGCAUGUUAAAGGUGCGGGUUUGCUUUGUGAUGGUUUUGCUGUAUGUCUGUCCUUUGCUUUAUUUGUGCUCCAUGUUUUGGUCCAAGGGGUGUAACGCCUACUGAACCUAUCAGGAUCUCUGCUACUCCCCUAUGAUACUCUGAAUUUCAACAAAUGGCUUGUGUUUGAUGCUCUCAAGCUCUAUGCACACAUUAAGCCACCCUCCUACAAUAUAUUAUAGAGGAGUAAAUUGUGAGGCAUGGAGCAACAUCUUACAAAGACUCAAAAGUCCAUUGUUUAUUUUUAAUACAAAUGUUGACCAAAAAAGCACAUUGUAAAUCAAUCACAGUUUGACUUUAUUGAAAACAGAGUUUAAAAAAAUCUUGCUAAAAACACACAAAUUGUGACAUUUCAAAUAAAGCAAAAAGAUACCAAAUCUACUCCUUUUCACUACUGCACUGUGAAAUUCAAACCAUCUAAAAAGGCAGUUGUUUUCAUAUAGUUUUGUAACACUGCAAGGUAACCACAAUUGAAAAUUUUAUAAAAGCACACGUUUUCAAAUGACCUAAAUUAAAUUAACCUCAAGGAUUGGGUGGGGAGGAUGUGUCUGCUACAGAUUGGUAACAAUUACUUUAGUGCUAAAAACAUUUUUCAGCCAUAUUUUGCUUUCAAGAUACAAGAAUGCCCACAUACAAAAGUUUUUAGUUAACUAAAUUUCUGCAAAGACGGACCUAAAUUGGUAAUAUUGGAAUGAAAGAGCCUGAACCUGCAUGAGGAAAAAUGCCCACUAGCUGAACCUGUACUAGACGUUUUUUUUAAUGUCAUUGCACUACCAUCAGUGCGUAUAUAUGGUCCCUAAUGCAGAAAAGGUGGUAUUUCUAUGACCAUCUCAUCUAACCCUCCUCAAAACAUGUCUAGACAAUGUUAUAAGAAUGCUAAGCCUUGGGUAUACUCCCACUCAUGGUAGUGCAACUGGGAUUUUGCUGUUUAAAAAAGCUUAGCAUAGACAAGCCCAUUGAGUUCAAUGGGUGUUUUGCCUGAGUUGGGAAUGCAGGAUUAGGCCCCAAAUCAUUCUUGCAUAUAGAGGAACCUGUAUUUUUAGUUUGUGUAUAUGUAUUGCUGUAUUGGUCACAGGCUACAAUUUUAAAUCCACAAUCCUAACAUAUCUUCAUUUUCUAAAUUUCUAUACCAAUUGGUACCAGAUCAGACAAAAUAUUUUAAGGUUACCUUUAAAAACUGGGAAAUGGUUGCAUUUUUUGUUCACAACUUUUUAAUUGUACUUGAAACCGGAAGAUUUUGUGUAACUUUUCUAAACUGGGAAAAUGCAUUAGUGUUAGAAAGCAUGUUUCAAAUAGCAUGAUGUUAAACAGAAUUUUGCCCAUAAGCUUUUUAGCAUGAGCAUCUUAUCCGCACUAAAAGCAAUGUCAUGUUUAACCUCAUGCUGUCUGAAAUGUGUUAGUCUGCAUGUUUUCUAAAUUUUCUCCAACAGAGACAAAGGCCAAACUGCACACACACAGAGCAUCACUCACGUUUUGGCUUCUAAUGGGUAAUUAAGGGAACACAACUACAACACAGACAAAGUACAGAAUAAAACCCUUCAUUUCUUGGUGCCAUAAUAUGUUUGGCUUGGUAAUCACAACUAUAAAGAGCUGCUAUAUAUUGAUGCACCAACAGAUUCAUUUUUUAUCUCCAGUGAGAUGAGGCAUAUUCAUUAAAAAAGUGACCAGUCUUUAUUUUAAUGGAAUUCUGUGGUGACACUGAAUGACCAGAGUGUACUGGUAUUUCCAUAAUAUAAAUACUUGUGCUAAGAAACCUCAUAUGGGACUACUGGGGGAGCAGACGGGUAUUAAAUAAAAUGCAAAGCUGAUGUCCUGAGCUUUCAUUCCUUGAAGCAAAUGGAAGUGAUGGGUGCCUGGGGUAUGUAGGCAGGAGUCCUAAUCAUGAAGAAAACCUUAUAAUUACCUUUAAAAGGUGACUUUGUGUACAAAUUAUAUUUAAUGAAAGAAAUAGAAGAGCAGCAUGUUGAGAUGAUUGGUACAAAUAUCUAGAAAUACACAAUUAUGUAUUAUUUAAAGACAUUUGAUAUAGAUACACACACAUUUUACAAACUUCUCUGUAGACAUCUGAACCAUUUUCAAAAAUUGGGGUUUCAUAACAAAGUUUCAGUUUUGAUCUGAUACAACUUUUAGCUCCCUCUGGUGCAAGUAUAUUGGGCUGAGAUCAUCAGCAUUUACUGAUAUUACAUUUGUUGAAGGAUUUCUCUUUUAUUACC